GCAUCUUUAAAUCGGACCUUCCCGCCCCGACAACUGGUAUAUCUUCUCCUGGCGACAAGAUUCGGGCUCCUUCCUCACCACUGGACGGCAGGCGCUUGACUCUCGACUUCAGUCACUCCUUUUCCUCUUUUCUUCCUCUUGCAUUUCCCUUGGGAGGAUGGGUGUCAUCGAGGACCUCGGGGUCCAAUUAGGCCCGCUGGCCGACCAGUUCGCGCGCCUUUCGACACCCGCGCAAGUCGGUGCCGCGGUCGGAGGGUUCUUGUUCUUGAGCGUUUUUCUUAACGUCCUGAAGCAGAUUCUCUUCAAGAACCCCAAUGAGCCGCCUGUCGUUUUCCACUGGUUCCCCUUCGUGGGCAGCACCAUCACCUACGGCAUGGACCCUCCGCGCUUCUUCAAGGAGAACAGGGCAAAGUAUGGCGACUGCUUCACUUUCAUCCUGCUCGGAAAGAAGACGACCGUCUACGUCGGGCCCAAGGGCAACGACUUCAUCUUGAACGGCAAGCUCCGCGAUGUCUGCGCCGAGGACAUUUACACCGUCCUCACCACGCCCGUUUUUGGAAAGGAUGUCGUGUACGACUGCCCCAACUCCAAGCUCAUGGAGCAGAAGAAGUUCAUGAAGGUUGCGCUCACGACCGAGGCUUUCCGCUCCUACGUACCCAUCAUCUCGGACGAGGUCAUGAGCUACUUUAAGCGGUGCCCCGACUUCAAGGGCCAGUCCGGCAUUGUCAACAUCCCCCCCAAGAUGGCUCAGAUCACCAUCUUCACCGCCUCGCAUGCGCUCCAGGGCAAGGAGAUCCGUGAUAAGUUCGACGAAACCCUGGCCGACCUCUACCACGAUCUCGACAUGGGUUUCUCGCCCAUCAACUUCAUGCUGCACUGGGCCCCGCUGCCAUGGAACAACCGCCGCGACCACGCGCAAAGGACCGUCGCCAAGAUCUACAUGGACACCAUCAAGGAGCGCCGCGCCCGGGGCGAGACAGGUGCCCAGGAUAUGAUGUGGCACCUGAUGAACGCGACAUACAAGAACGGCGCCAAGGUCCCAGACCACGAGAUUGCCCACAUGAUGAUUGCGCUCCUGAUGGCGGGCCAGCACUCGUCGUCCUCCACCAGCUCGUGGAUCAUGCUCCGCCUCGCUUCCCGGCCCGACAUCAUGGAGGCGCUCUACGAGGAACAGGUCAAGAACCUCGGCGCCGACCUUCCUCCGCUGACGUACGAGGACUUGGGCAAGCUCCCGCUCAACCAGGCCAUUGUCAAGGAGACGCUCCGGCUCCACGCCCCAAUCCACUCCAUCAUGCGCGCCGUUAAGCAACCCAUGCCGGUCCCCGGUACCAAGUACGUCAUUCCGCAGAACCACGUGCUCCUCGCGGCGCCGGGCGUCUCGGCCACAGACGCGCAGUACUUCCCCGAGCCAGACCUCUGGGAGCCGCGCCGGUGGGACAGGGAGUCGCCCCUGGCACCCAGCAUUGUGCGGAACGAGCAGAAGGAGGACGAGGAAGAGAAGAUCGACUACGGAUACGGCCUGGUUAGCAAGGGCGCGGCGUCGCCUUACCUGCCUUUCGGCGCGGGCAGGCACCGGUGCAUUGGCGAGCAGUUCGCCAACGUGCAGCUGCAGACGAUUGUCGCCAUGACGGUGCGGAUGUUCAAGUUCCGCAACGUCGACGGCAGCAACGACGUCAUUGGUACCGACUAUGCCUCGCUAUUUUCGCGGCCUCUGGAGCCCGCGAAUAUCCAUUGGGAGCGGAGAGAUAAGGAGUAGAGUGAAGGUUGGAUGGAUGGAUGAGAGGGGUUGGGAUAGUAAUGGGUAUGCUGUGUAUAUCUUGGGUGGUUGUUGAUGAUAAAAUAUGUCGUAACGACUAGACCGGGGCGCUGAGUUGAGCCAGGCAAGAAACAAUACCUAGACGCUAAUAUUAAUGGUUACUUGUCCAUGGCCGAUCAUCUAGCUGCCGUGUUGUUGGCAAUGUUGACAGCGUGUUCUGUUUGUGUCAGGCGUUAAGUAAAUAGUACAUACGACUCAACUUUGUAAUCGUG
Messenger RNA from Chaetomium strumarium, 2028 nucleotides. Its product is annotated as eburicol 14a-demethylase. The record is from RefSeq and is a predicted model, not a curated record. NCBI's taxonomy places the organism in Eukaryota, Fungi, Ascomycota, Sordariomycetes, Sordariales, Chaetomiaceae. Gene Ontology annotation, molecular function: oxidoreductase activity, acting on paired donors, with incorporation or reduction of molecular oxygen; heme binding; iron ion binding. Bases 158 to 1756 code for a protein of 532 amino acids. The transcript has 3 exons.